Messenger RNA from Penicillium paradoxum, 1830 nucleotides. Its product is annotated as phosphate transporter. Bases 1 to 1830 code for a protein of 609 amino acids. Gene Ontology annotation, molecular function: transmembrane transporter activity. Gene Ontology annotation, biological process: transmembrane transport. The transcript has 5 exons. NCBI's taxonomy places the organism in Eukaryota, Fungi, Ascomycota, Eurotiomycetes, Eurotiales, Aspergillaceae. The record is from RefSeq and is a predicted model, not a curated record.
AUGGGCAAGUUCCAUGCCCGGUUGUACAAGACCGACCGUGCUCGGGAUUUUGACCACGAGCAGGAUCGAUAUGUCCGCACGCGACAGAUUUACGAGACUAUCGACCGACAGGGCUUCCAGUGGAUUGUCGUGCUGGUUGCUGGUCUUGGGUUCUUCCUCGAUGGUUACACAUUAUUCGCUAAUAAUAUAGCCCUUCCCAUGAUCUCCUAUGUCUACUGGAGGAACGACAUUUCCUCGUUACGACUCGCAUGCAUCAACAUCGCAACAUUAGGUGGAACCUUGCUGGGCCAAGUGGCUUUCGGUUUCCUAGCCGAUAAGAAUGGCCGAAAGAAGAUGUAUGGUGUUGAAUUGGUCCUGCUGAUUACUGCCACUCUGGGCGUUGUCAUGUCCUCUACAGGCGUGGACGGCAGCAUGAACGUCUACGGGUGGCUUAUUUGGUGGAGAAUCUGUGUCGGGAUUGGAGUUGGCGCAGACUACCCACUGAGCGCAGUAAUCACAUCUGAAUUUGCCCCGACCAAGCAUCGCGCCCGCAUGAUGGCAAGCGUCUUCUUCAUGCAGCCGCUCGGCCAGAUCGCAGGUAACAUUGUCUCAAUCAUCGUUAUUGCCGUCGCUCGCGGUAACAGUACCCCGGGUGAAGAUAUCAGCCGUACUGUUGACAUAAUGUGGCGCUGGGUCCUCGGUAUUGGGGUCGUACCCGGUGCAAUCGCUACUCUUUUCCGAUUCGCCAUUCCAGAGAGCCCACGCUAUCUCGCCGAUAUCGAAGACGACACCAUCACCGCGGAAUUCGAUGCAUCUACACUUUUCAGCGAGACGGCUGGUAUGAUCGACUCAGUCAACUGGGGAAACAGCACGAUAUGCAGUGCAGGUAGUGCGAUACAACUUCCCCCGGUCUCAUCCAUCACCACCUGUUCGGUCAUUGACGAUGAUGAUGAAGAAGAGUUCACCCGUCUCCCGCCCGCUACCCUUAACUCUCACUGGCGACUAGCACGUACCGAUAUCGUUCGGUACUUCUGGACCGAGGGCAACUGGCGCAGCUUGGCUGGUUGUUCCCUAGCAUGGCUCCUGCUUGACUUUGGGUUCUACGGUAUUGGAUUAUCAAGCCCGCAGUUCUUGGCCAAGACUUGGGGCACACUUCAUAUCUCCAAGGCAGCGCCGAACUGGAUGACCGACGAUAGACCAGGCGCCAAUAUCUUCCAGAUGUUUAUGAAUACGUCUAUACAUGGGCUAGUUGUGCUCAAUAUCGGAAGCUUUGUCGGUGGAAUCCUACUCAUCAUCUUUGCCCAUAAGCUGGAUCGAGUCGCACUUCAAAAAUACAUGUUUCUCGCGUUGGCGGCGCUGUUUAUCGCCCUAGGAACCAUGUUCGUCAGCCUCUACUCCGGUCCUCCUGCUGUGGUGGCACUGUAUAUUGUUGGCCAGAUAAUGUUUAAUUUUGGCCCCAAUGCAACAACAUACAUGAUUCCCGCUGAGAUCUUCCCAACUCGAUACCGUGCUACCUGCCAUGGCAUCAGCGCCGCAGCUGGGAAGCUCGGCUCUAUCCUCGUACAGGUCUUUUCAACGUAUUAUCGCUUCGGCGCAGGGCCGGGCAACGAAUCGACCCGCAAACACGGAAUUGUUCUUCUUGUUUUCAGCGCCUGCAUGGUCCUCGGUGCAGUAGUCACACACUUCUGGGUUCCACCUAUCCAACAAGAACGACCUGGUAAGAGUAAGCUUUGGGGCGGAAAGCCUGAGACACUUGAAAGCUUGGCUUUUGGUCGGAUGGGACGCAAGAGCCGAGAUGCGGGCUGCCGGAAACGAACAUCGCGACAUCGGGCACUUUCGAUGAGUUUGUAG